AUGCGCGCCCAGGGCGCGGGCUGCCCCGCCGCGCUUCUGCUGGCCGUCGGCUGGCUGCUCCUGGCCGGCCUGCAGCCCUCGCGUGGGGCCAAUGUCACCGCUCUCCAGGAUCCUGGCGGAGUCCGCGAGGGCGAGGACGAGGGCGACACCGAGACCUACGAAGAGGCGGAGAACGACAGCGAGGAGCCAGAGAGCGACGCCUCGGCUGAGGCCGAGGAGGAAGGUGAGGUUCAGAACAGGACAGUAGUCAAGGAAGUAGAGUUUGGAAUGUGCACAGUCACUUGUGGUGUUGGUAUUAGAGAAGUUAUUUUAACAAAUGGAUGCCCUGGAGGUGAAUCCAAGUGUGUUGUUCGGGUGGAAGAAUGCCGUGGACCUGUAGAUUGUGGCUGGGGUAAACCAAUUUCUGAAAGUCUUGAAAGUGUUAGACUGGCAUGUGUUCAUAUAUCUCCUGUAAAUCGUUUCAAAUAUAUGUGGAAACUUCUAAAGCCAGAUCAACAACCUGUUAUACUUGCAAAUGACUCCGCCAUCCUGGAAGUACAAAGAGAAAUUCAUCCUAUGGCUUUCGAGUGUGACACCCUGGAAAAUAAUGAAAUAAUAGCUUCUGUUAAAUUCACAAUCUACACAACAAAUGAAUUGCAGAUGAGAUCAAGCCGACCAGACACUGAUGCAGUCCUAGUUUUUGUGUUGACCAUAGGAGUCAUUAUCUGUGUAUUUGUGAUUUUCGUAUUGAUCUUCAUCAUCAUAAAUUGGGCGGCAGUGAAGUCUUUCUGGGAAGUGAAAGCCUGUACUACUGAGGUACAUUCUGAACCGGGUUCUAUGAGGUACAAAAACUUGACGUCUCUUGACCAGUCACCAACAGAAAUACCUGGACGUGAAGAUGAUGCUUUAAGUGAAUGGAAUGAAUGAUGUAUGGAUGAUGUAUGAGAAACCAGAGAUGAUUAGAACAUAUCGGAUUCAUUAUUAUAAGAAUAAAGUAUAUACUG
Molecule: messenger RNA, 983 nt
Organism: Nannospalax galili (Upper Galilee mountains blind mole rat)
Lineage: Eukaryota; Metazoa; Chordata; Mammalia; Rodentia; Spalacidae
Gene: Spaca1
Product: sperm acrosome associated 1
Exons: 7
Coding region: 1-906 (301 amino acids)
Biological process (GO): acrosome assembly
Cellular component (GO): acrosomal membrane
Source: RefSeq, a predicted model, not a curated record